Messenger RNA from Vicugna pacos (alpaca), 1457 nucleotides. The record is from RefSeq and is a predicted model, not a curated record. NCBI's taxonomy places the organism in Eukaryota, Metazoa, Chordata, Mammalia, Artiodactyla, Camelidae.
CAACACCCCAUUUGCCUUCCCCUCCCACCUCCUCCUCCUCUCUGCUUUAAUUUUCUCCGAGUUCUCCGAACUCAGGCUUCAGUCCUGGCCUUCCGGGUUUGAGGGCCCUGGGACCGGGCUGUGAUCCCCGCCCCAGUCUCAACCCUCAACUCCCCUACCCAACGCCCGGGAUCCACUUGGGACCUCGGGUCCGAUAGGUCCCGGCUCAUCCUGGGACUGUGUCACUGCCACAGUCGUCUAGCCGCCCAGGCCUGAGCCCUGAUGGGGGAGUGAGAGGCCCCAGCUGGCCGGACAUGGGCCUCCCCACCGUGCCUGGCCUGCUGCUGCCCCUGGUGCUCUGGGCUCUGCUGGUGGAUGUGUACCCCGCAGGGGUUCAUGGACUGGUCCCUCACCCCACGGACCGGGAGAAGAGAGAGAGUUUGUGUCCCCAGGGAAAAUACAGCCACCCUCAAAAUAGUUCCAUUUGCUGCACAAAGUGCCACAAAGGCACCUACCUGUACAACGACUGUCCGGACGUGGGGCGGGACACGGACUGCAGGGAGUGUCCCAACGGCACCUACACUGCUUUAGAGAACCAUCUCAGACAAUGUCUGAGCUGCUCCAAGUGCCGGAAGGAGAUGGCCCAGGUGGAGAUUAUUCCUUGUGCAGUGGACCGGGACACUGUGUGCGGCUGCAGGAAGAACCAGUACCGGCAAUAUUGGAGUGAGACGCAUUUCCGGUGCCUGGACUGCAGCCACUGCCCCAACGGCACGGUGCAUCUCUUCUGCCAGGAGAGACAGGACACUGUCUGCAACUGCCACUUGGGGUUCUUUCUAAGAGAUAACAAGUGUGUCUCCUGUGCUAAGUGUAAGAGCCUAGAGUGUGAGAAGUUAUGUCCAAUCGUAUCUGAAACUCGGAAAUCUCAGGACCCAGUCAGCUUGUCUCCAGGCACCAUCGUGCUGUUGUCCCUGGUGAUCGUCUUCGGUCUUUGCCUGGCAUCCUUCCUCUUCAUUGGCUUAGUGUGCCGCUACCGACGGUGGAAGCCCAAGCUCUACUCCAUUAUUUGUGGGAAAUCGACACCUGUAGAGGAGGGGGAGCCGGAGCCCCUGGCCCUGAGCCCAAGCUUCAGUCCCCCCACGGGCUCCAGUCCCGUCCCAGACUUCAGUUCCGCCUCUAGUCCCACCUUCACCCACUGUGACUGGUCCAACUUCAGAGUUGCAUCACCCUUCAGAGAGGUGGCCCCGCCCCAUCUGGGGGCUGGCGCCAUUCUCUCCCUCCCUGCGCCUCCAGCCUCCACUCCCGUCCCCACUCCUGUUCAGCAGUGGGAGGCCGGCGCCCACAGCGCCCACAGCGCCCCGGCUCAGCUCGCAGACUCACAGAGUAAGAUGAACUGUCCCAAGACAGGGGAGGCACAGAACCAUGCGGCCUCCUGCCGGGAGCUGUGUUCUUUUGUAAAUACACUAAAACUCUCCAGUUAA